Messenger RNA from Poecilia reticulata (guppy), 2034 nucleotides. RefSeq names its product death-associated protein (gene dap). The record is from RefSeq and is a predicted model, not a curated record. Gene Ontology annotation, molecular function: death domain binding. Gene Ontology annotation, biological process: cellular response to amino acid starvation; apoptotic signaling pathway; negative regulation of autophagy. NCBI's taxonomy places the organism in Eukaryota, Metazoa, Chordata, Actinopteri, Cyprinodontiformes, Poeciliidae.
CGGCGGUUUCACGUGACGUCAUCACGCAUCAUUUCUAAACAAUGCUCAGGAAAAAGCCACGUUGACGAUACAGACUGAAGAGUAGUGGACAGUUUUUGAGGCAGAAUAAAGCAGAGGUUUGCUUUGUUUGGACGGUUCGGUUCCUGCCGGCAGCAGACUGCACAUCGGAGCAGGCAUGUCGUCGCCCCCCAAGGAGAAGGUGGAAACCAAAGGCGGACAUCUCCCUGCAGUGAAAGCAGGGGGAAUGAGGAUAGUGCAGAAACAUCAGCCGACUCCUGCACCUGAGCCGCCUCAGAAAGACGACGACGAGGAGGAGUACGUCAGCAGCAGCCCUCCGAAGGCCCCGGUGAUUGUUUCCGGAGUGGUCACAAAGGGCGAUAAAGACUUCACGCCCGCAGCCGCUCAGGUGGCCCACCAGAAGCCCCAGCCUGGUGUCCCCAAGCUGCCCCCUGCGCAGCACAUCAACCAGCACAUCCACCAGCCCCGCAAGUGAGCGGGACCAGCGGGGCUCCAGCAGCUCUGCUUUUACUCCACCAGCCAGCCUUCCCAAUGGAACACGUAGGAUGAAGAUGGUUCCCAACCGGGUGCACAAACCUCUGCUAAAUGAUACCAGUAAUUUUUUUUGUUUUGUUUUAAUUUGCUUCUUGCUUUACAUAUCGAGAAAUAUUUCAGCAGCUGAUGCCACAUGUCAGUGCAAGUAUCGUAGAAGUCCUGCUUGUACCCUGCUGCGUCGGUGCUGCACUACUGUUUCUGCACUUUCAUGACCUGACCUCUCCUUCGCAGGGAUUGUUCAAUCGCUCAUCAGUCUUAACUUGAAAUAAACCGAGCUUUUCUAGCAGCAGGGUGGGGGGAGGGGGGAAAGAAAAUGAUUGUGGGUUUGGCUCUCUUCGAGCUAAAACGGCCAAUCACAACCGAGCAAAACCCAACAGGUCAGCGGAGCCUCAGCUCCAGGAUUUCCUCCAGUAAACCAUAUAGACCAAACGAGUGAAUGCAACACGUCACGUCGUCACAGUUUAACUGCAGAGCCAACCAGUGCAUCAAAGAUAAACAGAGAAAGUCAAACUAAUUACUGUGUAAUAGGCAGUAUUAACCUAUCAGAGCAUGUGCAAGCAAUUUGAGCGCAUUAUGUUUGUUCCUGUGUGCCAUUUAAUGCAAGAAAUAAUGCAAGAAAUUGUAGAAAGUGGUUUAGUGGAUCACAAAAUUGAGCUUAAAAUCAACAUUGUACACGUAGGAUGAAGAUGGUUCCCAACCGGGUGCACAAACCCAGUUGGGGUUUUCUUGUCUUUUUUUUUUUUUUUUUUUAUUAAAGACAAGAAAUAAAGCAUAAUAUCUCUGAUAUCUUAGCAUUUGUAGCUUUUGGACCAUCACAAAGCCCAUUAGGUUUAUUCCCAUUUAAUUAUUUCUUACUCUUCCUUUUUAAGUGAGUUUGAACGCCUCAUUCCAGUCUGUGUUAUAUGACUUCUGUUUAAUCCAUGGUGCAGCGGAAAUGAUGCCAAAAAACCUUAAGAAAACUGCAGCUUCUGGGAAACAACUGAAGGAUGCUUUGUGUUUGGUCUAAACAUCAAAUAAGCCGUUUAUUGAAUACAAAGAUGAACUAUCAGGUCAAGGUAAUGAUGUGCUAAUAUUAGGAUAAUUACACAACAUUCCAUGCUAAGAGAAUUUGUUUGGGCUGCAGCAUAGCGAUUUAUUUGCACAUCGGCAACAGAAACCCCAUAAUUCAAUUUUUUUUUUUUUAUUUAAUAAAACCAAAUCACUGCAUUUUUUUUUAUUACUCAUUUUCUUACAAUUCAAAUCAUUUGAUGCAACACUAAUUUUCAGGAGACAACAAAAAAAUGUAUCUUAUGAAGAAAUCAUUAUCUGUGUUCAUGUAAUUAAAUUGAAAAGGUUUCCGUUUUGUUCUGUGCUUCUUUUUUUUCUUUUUCUUUUUUUUUAAGUGAAUCACUUUAAAUGUUAAAAUCUUGAGUCAUUGAAGUGGACUUGGGUGUUAGGUGUGGUUGUCGUAGUAAAUAAAGGUUUGGAAUAUCUUGAAUGAAA